This is a messenger RNA of Mercurialis annua (annual mercury), 1048 nucleotides long. RefSeq lists its product as uncharacterized. Bases 377 to 973 code for a protein of 198 amino acids. Lineage: Eukaryota; Viridiplantae; Streptophyta; Magnoliopsida; Malpighiales; Euphorbiaceae. The transcript is spliced from 2 exons. The record is from RefSeq and is a predicted model, not a curated record.
AUUACAAUCUCCACCUUAAAUAACACAGCUACCUUUUUGAUUUUCAACAAACUUCAUCUGUUUUUUUGUGCUUCAUUUCCCUUUAGCCCAUCCCUCCUAAUCUCUCUCAUUACACCACCUUUAAAUCAAUCCUAUAAAAAUUUAAAAAAAGCAACUCAAAAUUAACUAAAAGGUACAAAAAGAAUCUCUUCUCCAAGAAAACAAACUCAAUUCCCCACAAGAAAAAUACACUCCACAAGCAACACAAAUCAAGAAAAAAAGGAAAUUUCUCUAUAAAUUAAACACUGUAAAUCCUUCAAGAAGCUACAAAACAACAACAUAAACCCUACAAAAAUUCAAGAAUUUCAAGAUUCUUUAAUAAAGAUUAAACAACAUUAUGGAUCUAUCACCUAAAGAAGCAUAUUACAGCCCAGGAGGAAACAUAACAAGAAGAGCCACCUCAACUUCCUCCUCCGCCGCCACCUCCGCCACCACCAGCGUCCAUGUCACCGCCCUCGACGGCCUAGUAAACGUAAACUCCCUCUUCACCAUAGCAGUCUUCGUGGGCCUUUCUUUAACAACACCAGGCCAACGCAGCCUUGAAAACCGGUCAGCUUGCGACGCAGGCAUUGACGUAGCGAAAAAACUUCUUGUUUUCGAAGUGGUUUCGUUCAGUUUCUUCCUGUUCUCCUCUCUGGUUGCUCAGGGUUUGAAGCUGGCCAUCAACUUGCUGAACAGUAAGGACGUGGAUGAGGCGUUCAGAGCUCAUAUAAAUCUGAAGGUGCUGAGAUUUGGGAUGAUGGGCUCGGCUGUUGGGUCGGUGAUGGGGUGUGUUUUCUUGAUGUUGUCGAUGGUGAAUGUGAUUGAGAUUAGGUUGGGGAUGUUGUCGUGUGGGAGUAAGAGCACUGUUCAUGCUGUUACUUCUUUGGUUGUUUUGGUUUCUUCUGCUCUCUUGGUUUAUAUUUCUACUGCUGUUUAUGCUUUUCUUCAUUGAAAUGAGUUUGGAUUUGGGUGUAUAAUAAGUUUGGUUGAAAUGAAAUUGUUGGGUGUUUUGAAUUUUCUUGAUAAA